Molecule: messenger RNA, 1773 nt
Organism: Seminavis robusta
Lineage: Eukaryota; Bacillariophyta; Bacillariophyceae; Naviculales; Naviculaceae
Source: the annotation of a GenBank genome assembly
CAAUCACCCACUCUCUGUCAUGGCCAUACAUGUAGAACUGCAUGCCGCUAGCUACCGGUACCUGGUACCGUAGCUAGAGAGGCCGCAGAAACGAUGCAGCCAAAAGGAACCACUCUCCCCGUUAUAAUCGUUGGCGCUGGCCCCUGUGGGUUGGUAGCAGCGUUGACAUUGCAACAGAACCAUAUCCCUUUUGUAAUACUGGAAAAGGCGUCCAGAGAACGCAUUUGCACCAAUGCUGGCAGUGGCUUUGAUAUGGCCAAGACGGCCUUGAAUAUCUUGGGGGAUCGUCUCAAAGCUACUACCGACGACAUUUUGUUGUACCAUGGCGGAUUGUUGUUUAGCACCCUCGAAGGGGAUGUCUACCGCGAUUCCCCCAUGGUAGCCCAGGAAAGCAAAAGGAAGAAGACUCAAAAGACCAAGAAUCUGGAAGAAAACUUUCGCAUGGCAUCCGCAAACCGUUCCGAACUUCAGAAACUGCUAUUGGAUCAACUAUUCCCCAACAAGUCACAGGAUGAAGAAGGUAUUCUAAGAUGCAGUGUCACGGUCGAAUCCUACGUAGAAGAAGAUGAGACCAAAGUAGUGGUCACGUUGUCGGACCAGUCCACCGUGACGGGAUGUGCAUUGCUUGGCUGUGAUGGUGUUCACUCCAAGGUUCGUGCCUGUAUGCAUAAAGGAAAAGAAGAUCCGCUACACUUUUGCAACACCAACUGUUAUUGGGCCAAGACUCCCAUGCCUAGCGGAUCCGAAGUGGAACGCGAAGUGGAACAGAUGCAAACAUACAAAAAGACUGGAGGAGGCGUCACUGUCAUUUUGGGUACGGGUACAAAGAAGAGACCCGGGACUUUCUUUUUGGCUCCAACGACCGGUCAAGUCCUGUGGGGGAUCUUUGAGCAAGCUACCGAACCGCCUCAGACUUCCAAUGAUUUGACACGACGCGGUGGCGGUAUUCUUACCGAACCAGAGAAGCAAGAAAUGAUAGUCAAAUUCUUGGGUGGCGGUGAUGAUGAUAAGAAUUGGACUCUUGCCAAGACCGUCAUGGAGCAUACUCCCGCCCAUGCCAUUACCAAGACGGGUCUGUUUGAUCGGCAAAACUUGGAUCUCCCCUACACUAGCCCCGGCAAGUUGGUGGCAUUGCUGGGGGAUGCUGCCCACCCCCAAACCCCCUUCUUGGGCCAAGGUGUCAAUAUGGCCAUCACAGAUGCCUAUGUGUAUGCUACCCGUAUUGCCAAGGCCAUCCAGAACAACGAUGCGGAUACCAUCCCCAGGGCCAUGGCCCGGUGCGACACGAAACGCCGUCGGCAACAGGCCAAGAGAUUGGUGAUUGAGGCUCGCCGUCGCUGUGACGCUUCUGUAUCCGGUCAUUGGUUCACUGUGUGGAUGAUGAAGAUGCUCUUCAAAUACACUCCCAUGACAUGGCUUAUCAAGGAUGCGUUAGUGGGCGACAAGAGCAACAAGGAGAUGGUCGAUGAGCUCGACAAAGAGUAUGCAUAGUCAGUCAACUAACUACCCAACUGGUAUCGUCCUAGCGCGCCGCCCUUUCAGAAGUGGAUGAAAUCAUAGCGAUGACAGUCGCCUUCCGUUUGUUUCAUUUCCUUUCAGCAGACGCACGCCUUGGUCGAGAUAGCCGAUGACAGGACACCGUUCUAGUCUAGGAUGAAACAGAAACUCAUUGCUAUAUAAUAGAUUGUUACUACUACCCCUCUUCUUGUGUGCAGUAAAAGUCACUCCCAACUAUUGUAUCAAUCAACAGAAAGAACAGAACGUAUGUAGCAA